UGGUCAACUGUAGCGCCUUAGUUUUAAGGUAAAAUAGGUAGUCCGUGACGUUGAGUAGGUCUACGACGAUCCGGUUUACAGUCCAAAUACAACAUAUUUUAAUCGACUGUACUUAUAUAAAAUAAUAAGGAUUUAAGAAAUUUUAGGAGAACCAUGUCACCCGCUAGCUCUAUGUUGUCUCCACCACUGUCUGAAACUAAUAGUUCGUUAGAACCCUAACGAAUAACUUAUCCGAUACAUUAUUCCGUUAGGGUUUCUAACAAUGUUUCAAGGGGAUGAAUGUAAUUACCGAUAGUACAGGGACCUUAAACUUAUUUUAGCAUACCUCAGGGGUGUAGGCGUAAUUUACCCAAAAAUAAAUAAAUAAAAAGUCAUCAAUCAAUCAAUAUAUUAAAUCAACAAAUAAUAUUCAAAACUUGAAUAACAACCACAACACUAGUAGUAAUGGUGGGACUAAAAAGUCAACCUGAUCUCAUCAUUAUUUGUCCACCAUAUUUGGCAUCUAUUCUAAAUCCCACCACACAGACUUCAUCUCUGCUCUAACUCAGUUAUGCAGAAGCUACACAAUCAAUUUCAAUAAUCAAAAAAAAAAAAAACAAAAAAAAGAUGGGCCUAAUCGGGUGCACGGUGAACGGAACACUCGACGAAUCGAAAUUCAGCGAGCCAAUGCCAUGGAUCGGAAUCUACGUCGUACUAGCAUCGGCAUCUUGUGCAGUAGCAAUGUCAAUCGACGCACUUCACGCAAUCCGUUACCGUAAAUUCUGGUUCCCGACGAGAUUCUUCGCACUCAACGCCACAACCCUAACCCUAAUCGGAGUAUCGGUCAAACUCUCGGUCGACCUCAACACCUCCAUGCCACGUCAGCACGACCAGCUGGCGAAGCUGAGCAGCGCCGCCUUCAUCUGCACGGCAAUAGGUAACUCCAUGCCCUCUCUAGGAUCCAUGCAGACCAAAGAACUCAUGAUGAAUAUCGUGGCAUUGGGUAUUCUCGUAAUUACAGUCAUAGCGAACGUUUGCAUCCAAUUGGGCACCGGGGUUAUUUACGUCUUUUUGAUUGAACAUAUAGUAAUCAUGUUUCUCAUGGUUGUUCUGUUCGCCCUCUCGAUUUCUUCCUCCUUGUCCGUUCCUGUGACAAAGUACUACUUCGAUUUAAAGUACGCUAAAAAGUACGAAAUAGCAACGAAAGAAUGUAGUGGCGAUAACGAAAAUAAUCGCGAUAUUUCGAUAACUCGAAAACUGAGAAACGAUUUGAUGAGAUAUUGGAUGAUGGCACAUACAUGCAACCCUCAAUUCGUGAUGGGCCGUUUGGCGACUUGCACUGCAUCAGGUGCGUUUUGUCUUCUUAGUGCGUUGACUUUUGCCGAAGCUAUGCUUCGGAGUUACCUUAUGCCCUCGUCCUUCAAAUUCUGCGAAGGUCAAUCGGAUUACAAAAGGUCAACCAUGUUGAUACUCGUAACUCAGGCUAUGGCGAUAGGAGUAGGUACAAUUGCACCCGCAUGUAGAUGGUUCGUUGCUAUUAAAUUUCGGUGCCCGAAUAGUAAUAAAAACAAGAAAUGCCAAAAAAACGAGUUUUCGUCGGUCGAGAAUUAUUGGGUUCAGACGCUGUAUCAAUUGAAAGAAUGUCCGUUGGAACUAAGGAUUUGUGGGCAUUACGGUAGAAAAUUCGUGCACACGACAAAGAACAGGGUGUUGGAUUUAUGCAUUGUGUGUCAGAAGACAAUGGUGGUUUCGAGCAAGUUGGUGAGGCUGGUUUCGAUAUUCUUUAUGAGCCGAUUACUAAAUGUGCACAAAUUGUUUAUAUUCAAGCGCUCGAAUCUUAUUCUGCACUGCGACAGUACAGAAUCGGAAAAGUCGAAGAAGUUGGAUUUGAGCCGUUACGUAAUGCACCUCGAAGGAGAGGAGGAGCUAGUCGAUGUGAUGAUGGAAUCCGAUAGGGAUGCCACGAGCCAUUGGAUCAAAAUGGGUCGGAAAAAUCAACCGAAAAAACUCGUAAAAUUAUUGGAGAAAGUGAACCCUUCGAACGGAUUCGACGGGGUGAAUAAAUUCGACAGUGAUGAAGUCCCGUCUCUUGAUAUUGAAGAGCCACCCAAUAGCUGGGCUUUACCCGUGGUCACAUUAACAAGCAUCGCAGUUGCGAUUAGUGAAAAAACGGAGUUUGAUUCGACGAAAGAGCUGAUAAAGUGUGUGUACGAAGGGUUAAAGUAUAUAAGAGUAGUUGAAAAUAAUCUUGAUAUAAAAAAGGACGUGUCGAAUAUCAGAAAAGCGGCGGAAAUCGUAUGGGUGGGAGUCGACCUUCAUCACAAAUGGCUCGAUGUAAAUCUUCGUGAGAUGUCAUCGAGGAAAAGCUCGAAAGAUAUAAUAUCGGAGCUUUCGGACAUAGCGAAGAACAAAUUUAAGGAGUUGAGAAAGAACGACGUACUAGGUUGUUUGACGGACAGUCCUUCGAAAUGGCCGGUCAAAGUUCUUGCUGCAAAUGCAAUGUACAGAGUAUGUCAGACGCUUUUGCUGGGAAACGAAAACAGAUCGAACGAGCGCAAUAAUAAUAAUAAUAAUAAAGAAAUGUUGGAAAGAAUUACCUUGAUGAUUGCUGACAUCAUCGGGGCUUGCCUUACGAAUUUACAGCACGCGAUAUCGAUAAAAUGCCAUCAGAGCAGAAAUGAAGAGAGAGAGGAGAGUGUGAACGGUGCUAUUCUUUUGCUCGGGAAAACCGAGAAGAUUUUGGAAAUUCUUAGCUGUCAAUCACAUCCGAGUUCGAGUCUGGAGAAAACGGCCUGCAUUAAUGAAUGGCGUGCGUUGAACAGCAGAGAGAAAGAUCGGGGUUCUUGCGAGUCUUGUACUGUAAAUAGUAGUUUGUCUGAUUUGUAUCUGAACAUUGACUGAAAUGAGUACAAGAUUAGGUCUUUUACGUAAUCGUAUUGACCCGUUUUUUUGGGUCGAAUUAAUAUAUUGUUUAGCACUUUUAAU
Molecule: messenger RNA, 2964 nt
Organism: Erythranthe guttata (spotted monkey flower)
Lineage: Eukaryota; Viridiplantae; Streptophyta; Magnoliopsida; Lamiales; Phrymaceae
Source: RefSeq, a predicted model, not a curated record